AAUCUGGGUCUUGCUGAAACUGACGCCAUGCAUGCAAGCAAGCUGAGGUCAGGAGCAGCUGAGUUAGUGACUAAACCACCAGCCUCCUUCUCUAUCAAGGAACAGAGCAAAGAAGGAAAUCUAAUCUCUUCUGGAGGGGGGGAGGGAAUUGGUUAUUUUUAUCAAUCUUUUUUUUUUUCCCCCUGGCAUUAUUUUUUCCUGUGCUCUGAGUUAGGGCUCUUCUUGCGCCCCCAGCUCCUUAGCAGAAGGAUGGUGAAGGUCUUUUAGCCAACCUCACCAUGUUCAGCAAGAAGAAGAAACGCGUUGAGAUCUCUGCUCCCUCAAACUUCGAGCACCGGGUCCACACUGGGUAUGACCAACAAGAGCAGAAGUUCACUGGUCUGCCAAGGCAAUGGCAGGGCAUCAUCGAGGAAUCGGCAAAGAGACCCAAGCCACUGGUGGAUCCUGUGUUCAUCACGGCUAUUCAACACGGCUCGCAGAAGACCAUCGUGCGGGGAAACAAAACCACCAAGGACGGCUCCCUGACCUGGCUGCUGGAUGAGUUUGAGAACAUGUCGGUGUCCCGCUCCAACUCGCUGCGCCGGGACAGUCCCCCCUUCCAGCCCCGCCGCGACCAGCUCUUCCAUGAGAACGGCCUCAACGAGGGGCCGGCCAAAGCCCGGCCCCUCGAGGACAGGAAUAAGGACCACAAGGAGAGGAGUCGCCACGAAACCAGGAACGAGCUGGAUCGGGACAGGGAGAGGAACCGGGACAGGGAGGAGACCCGGGCCCACCCACAGCAGCCCCGAGGGCAGGAGCCCAGCGGCAAAUCCACCAAGCACCCUGGCGGCAGGCCGCCCCCUCCUGAGUACCACAAGCCCGCUAAGGAGGGCAAGCCCAGAGCCCAUGACCGGGAUGGGAGGCGGGACUACCCGGCGGAGAGGGACUACAGCGAGCCGGCCGACCGUGUGGUCAGGAGGGAUCGCCCUGACACCUCCGACAAGAGACCCAAGUCCACGUACACUGGGGAGAAAAGCCCGCAAUCCCCGCGGGACAAACGCCCGCUCUCUGGGCCCAAUAUCCGGACUCCAAACAUCCCCGUCUCCGAAGGGGUGAUGAAGACAGCUCAGCAGACCGGCCGGCCUUUUAAUACGUAUCCACGAGCUGAGACUGACCCUGUCAGGGGCACAGGUUCUCAGGCAGAACCCCGGUCUGCGAGGCCCCAGGAAAUGGCGUCCAAUGGGCCAGUAAGCGGGAGCAGUAGCUCCUCCAGGGUCCACCAGCCAGGCCAGCCGAGGUCCAAAAACCCAGAGCCACCCCAGCCGGGACUCUCCCCGCACGCAUCAGAGCCCCACUUAACUCGCAUCCCCCAGUCAACCCCCCAGCCAUCUUAUUCCCAGCAGCCGCUGCCGCCGCCUCCCCCCCCAACGGUGUCCCAGCAGCCCCGCUCCCCACAGCGUGAGCCCCAGCGGGUCUCCCACGAACAGUUCCGAGCUGCCCUGCAGAUGGUGGUCGACCCGGGCGACCCCCGGACAUACCUGGACAACUUCAUUAAAAUCGGCGAAGGCUCCACGGGCAUCGUCUGCAUCGCCACGGUCAAGAGCACAGGGAAGCUGGUGGCUGUGAAGAAAAUGGACCUGCGGAAGCAGCAAAGACGCGAGCUGCUGUUUAAUGAGGUGGUGAUUAUGAGGGACUACCAGCACGAGAACGUGGUGGAGAUGUACAACAGCUACCUGGUGGGGGACGAGCUGUGGGUGGUGAUGGAGUUCCUUGAAGGUGGAGCUCUGACGGAUAUCGUAACGCACACCAGGAUGAAUGAAGAGCAGAUCGCCGCCGUCUGCCUGGCUGUCCUGAAAGCACUUUCUGUCCUCCACGCCCAAGGGGUGAUCCACCGAGACAUCAAGAGCGACUCCAUCCUGCUCACCCAUGAAGGCAAGGUGAAGCUCUCUGAUUUUGGGUUUUGCGCGCAAGUGAACAAAGAGGUCCCACGGCGGAAGUCACUAGUGGGAACCCCCUACUGGAUGGCGCCAGAGCUCAUCUCCCGACUACCUUAUGGACCAGAGGUGGAUAUCUGGUCCCUCGGAGUGAUGGUGAUCGAAAUGGUGGAUGGAGAGCCUCCUUAUUUUAAUGAGCCCCCCUUAAAGGCAAUGAAGAUGAUCCGGGACAACCUGCCCCCCAAACUUAAAAAUGUGCACAAGGUUUCUCCUUCCCUCAAAGGAUUCCUGGACCGCUUGCUGGUGAGAGACCCGGUCCAGCGAGCCUCCGCCAGCGAACUCUUGAAACACCCCUUCCUGGCGAAGGCUGGGCCUCCUUCCAGCAUCGUGCCGCUCAUGCGGCAGAACCGGAUGAGAUGAGAGUGCCGGCUGCACGAGAGAGAGAGAGAGGGACGCACACGCCGUCUAACCGCUCCCCACGUGGCCGCCCGGAGCAGCCAUGUCCCUGCCUCGUCUCCUGGCCCUCUGUUCUCCAGGGCGCUGCUACCGUUCCCUUUGGCCGCCGCGGCAGGGAGGGCAGCUCCCAACAGCCAGAUCAGUAACAGGAGCGUUUGGCUCUCUCCGUCCCUCCGGGUUUCCGGCGGCGUCCCAGCCGCUGCGGGACCAGCGGUUCCGUGAACUGGAUUUACAACUGUGCCACUACUGUCAUGACUGGCAGGAGUUCUCCUGCCUGUCGCACCAUACUGCUGAGUGGGUGGGUGGGAGGGUGGGGUCAGCUGGGGCCGGGGGGGUUUAAUGACUUUAAAAUUUCUGAUCAAAAUGGUAGUUUUUACACACACACACACACAGACAAGGCGGGUCCCGGAGCGACAGACACUAAGCCACUCAACACUGGAACUUCCAGCCACGUCUAGAAGCAGCUUUGGCUGCGGGCUCAAUCUUCCCUGGGCUGGGACAGGAGCAGUCGGGGUAGGUAGGGGCGGUUUUGUUUAGCGCCGGAGCAUUUGGGUUUUUUCAGUAGAGUGGGACCCAGCGGCAGGGCAUCCUCCCCAGCACCUGGGUCCUCUUGUCAGAAGCAGCUGCCUCCAGAUGCAGCCAGGGCAGCAAACGACUCCUGCUGCUGGGUUGUUGACAGCCCAAAUCUCCCCCUGCCAGCUCCACCCCUGCUGCGUGCCUGCUGAGAUCAGCACUGGUUGUGCUGCCCCGGCCCGGCCCAGCCCCUCUGCCUGCUAGGUGUGGGGUCUCCGCCACACCGCCCCUCGUGGGCACCUAAAGCCUGUUUUCUGCAGAGUCUCGUUGAUGCUGGCCCCGGCCCCCUGUGCUCGUUCUGCGUUGUCGAGACGCAUGCUGCUGCUUGCUGCUUGGAUUGGGUGAGCAGAGACCUGGCCUCUUUGCUUCACAGGUUCCUUUGCAGCCACGUAGCCCAAAGUGCCUGGCUCACCCGUCCCCCGGGGGCUCCAAAACGCAAUCCACUCAGGGCCCCUGCAGCUAGAAUGCAGAAGACAUGAGAGGGAGGAGAGACUCUGGUAUCCCAGCAUGCAAUGCCGCUCCUUGAUCUGUGCAGCCUUGCAUGCUGGGGUACCUGGAGUCCCUGCAGCACAGGGCUGCUGUACCGUAACGGGGACGGGCGCAGUGUCGGGGAGGGAGGUUCCCAAGGCUCCCGGCCUGUUGCCUUCAGUUUCGGGCAGCCUAUGGGAUCAGAGGAACAAAGGCCCAAGCGGCCUACGGGGGAGUAGGGGGCAUUGUAGCUCUCUGGUGUCGUCUAGGCUUAGGGGCUUGUUGGCUCAUCUGUGAGAGAUCCUGCCAGAGAGGACUCCCCUUCCCCGGCAGAAUCUUCCCCCUCUGCGUGGCCCAUGUGCCCAGUUCAGCAUAUGGAGGAGGUGACAGGGUCUGGUCAUGGGUGUGGGGAGGGAGCUCAGCACUGGUCGGGGGGUGGCCUCCUCUCGGAGCUCAGGGGCUGGACUGAGCUGUGAUCUCUGACACCAGCCAGGAAAGGGGGGCGGAUUCCACUCUGCGAUCAGGGGAGGUCAGUGCUAUAACACGGGUCCAAAGGAAGAAUCGCCCCGAAUGUGGGCCAGCAUUUUGUUGCUUCUACUUUCCAUUCUGCCAGGGAGGGGCUGCUCGGGGAGGGUCCCGCAUGCAGAAACUGAGCCAUUUGGAGAAGGAUUCCUCCCCACCUUUGCGCCGUGCAAUGAACGUGCAUGCUGUCCCGCACAACCUCCUCUGCAUGCUUUCUGGGGAGUGGGAGGGGCACAGGGAUGGUCUUUUUUUAUAUGCUUUUAGCUACUUCAGUUAAAGCAGCUGGUUUGCUGCCUUUUUUCUUCUCUCCGGGAGCCCCCCUAGUGCAUCAUGAGUGGGCUGGUUACAGACACAAGGGGAUUGUUUGCAGUUAUUUUAUCUGGUUUGACUGGCCACUGGAUUCUUGUCUGCAGAACUGCACAUCACUUGUGCUUCUUGUUGCAACAGCGAGAACUACAGAGCAACCUGCCUGUAGAGACUGACAGCGGGAAGGGGGGGUGGAAACUGGGUCCAAUUAGGUAUUUUUAUGUGCUGGGCCUAACUCUUCCCUGGGGUGGCAAUCGGGAAUUGGCUCCACUGAACUCACUGGUGUGCAAGCGAUGGGCAGAGCGGAAGUCGGUCCAGUUAGGAGCCAGCCACGGACAUGUUGAAGGUUGGCUAAUGCGCGAGAUCUUCCAGGGCCCUCCAUGCUGGCUGGAUUCUGCUCUUACUGGGUGUCUUACUGGGGAUUUUGGAGAGAGCAGGAUUGAGCCAGUGCUGCGGGUUCAGUUGUCCGAAUUCAUGACACGUUAUGGCUGCGUAGGGCGAGCGGGAAGGUCUGUUUCAGGCUCUUUUCCGAUUAGGCCUUAGCCUUUAAUGUUUUUAAACAUGAACUAGAUCACUAAAACACCCUUGAAGUGCCCGGCAGCAUGACCAGGAUGUGUGUAUUCACACCCACCCACGAUUGACCAUGAGGCAAAGCUCUCUGUCACCCAAACCCAGCGCUACACCCAGAGGUGUUCACAGUGUGGGGGUGGGUCUUGUUCAGUACAGCCCCUUGGGCCCGGUGCUGUACCUAGGCCCUCCCUUCUCAGCCUGAGCCCUUUGCCCUACUCCUGGCUGGGCUCCUGCAGUUUUUCUCAGCUCUGACGCAUCGGCAUUUAAACUCCUGCCGUUUCUCAGCCUGCUUAAAUUGUUGUGAAGCCUGUGGGUUUGAGACUAUCCCGUGCUGUACAGUACACCCGGCCUUGCCACUUCAUGCCCGUGUUCUGUUCUGAUAAAAACAACAUCAGCCAGCUCUGACUGCCUCCUCCCCCUCGUAACCCACUCCCCUGAUCUCCCCAUACGGGACAGUUUUUAACCAACAUUUAUUUUCGUUGGGGUUUCAGAUCAAUUACACAGACCUUCUCCGGUCUCUCUUACUUCACCCAGUCACGGUGUGUUACUGGGUACCCUCUGAGCCCCAUCCUCUAUUGCUCAGACCCCCGAACCUCUCCCUGAGCUUCCCAGGGAGCACGUGAGCUGGGGCGGACCCUUUAUGGCUCACGGACUGGAGCAGAAGGGCUUUGUGGGUCACUUGGCAAUGGCGGCUGAGCCCCCAGCCUGCCACUCAACAUGCCUCUGGGCUGGCUCAGGAUCCGGGGUCUCCUUUAAGCAAAUGGGCCUGGGGUGUGGGAUCGAGCGUUCCCAGGGGGCACAGGGAGUGGGGGGAGGCAUUAUCCUCCCACUGGCACUAGCAUUAUUCCCAAUUUAUGCCACUGUAACAGCAUCUGCUUCAACUCCCCAGCUGGUGAAAUCAGCCUCACGCAUGGGACCUGCUCCUCAGCUGUGGUAGAUCCCUGUGGCCCCAUUGCAGGCUGCAGCUCGGCCAGUUUACACCGUUCGCUCGCUGCUUCUCCGGGCGACCCCCCGCCACUGGCGCUGAGCUGCUUCACCCCGCCGGAGAGCUGCUGCCCCUUUUCUCGAUCACUCGCUCCCCCGGUGCCUGCUGCUGUGGGGGGAACCCCAGGGGCGCUGGUUUGCUCACUGAAUGACCAGGCGGUCCUGCUUCCCCACGCAGCGUCAUCGCACGCCAAUGGUGGGCUUGUGACAAUCAGCACGGGCUGGUACACUGGGGUGUAAGACACUAGCCUCCCCCCCCCCGCAUCACAUCUUCCACAGCAACCUUCCCAGUGCUGCAAUCCUCUGAGAGCCUGGGGGGGGGGAUCCUGGCAAGGCAGCUCAAAGGCGAUGCAAAGAACUGGUGAACUCUGUCUAGAAACAACUACUGAUUUGUUUUCUUGUUACUAUUUUUUUUUUAAAGAAGCUAUUUAUAUUGUCAUUUUGUAAUACUACAGUAUUCCUGAUUUUUUUGGGGGGGAGGGGGCUGAUUCAGCCACGGACUGACUUGUAUAAAAACGGAAUUGGAUCUUGUGCUGUGAGUUUGGGGUUUGGGGACUUUUUUUGGUGGGCCUCAGCCAGGCAAAACUUUUCAAACAGUUUUGCGGUUAGUGUGACAAUUACAGGCUUUCUUUUUUUGGA
Molecule: messenger RNA, 6431 nt
Organism: Dermochelys coriacea (leatherback sea turtle)
Lineage: Eukaryota; Metazoa; Chordata; Testudines; Dermochelyidae
Gene: PAK4
Product: p21 (RAC1) activated kinase 4
Exons: 9
Coding region: 279-2333 (684 amino acids)
Biological process (GO): regulation of MAPK cascade; intracellular signal transduction; protein phosphorylation
Cellular component (GO): cytoplasm
Molecular function (GO): protein serine/threonine kinase activity; ATP binding
Source: RefSeq, a predicted model, not a curated record